Brenthis ino (lesser marbled fritillary) is the source of this 483-nucleotide messenger RNA. NCBI's taxonomy places the organism in Eukaryota, Metazoa, Arthropoda, Insecta, Lepidoptera, Nymphalidae. The record is from the annotation of a GenBank genome assembly.
AUGAACACAUCUAAAGAAGCUUCUUCUAUGGAGACAGUUUGUGAUUUAUUAGACAAACUGGUUUUAAGACAAUUACAUCUUAUGGAAGAUAAAAUGUGUUGCGAAUUAAAUAUUGAAAAAAGUAUUAAUAAUGGGAGUAUACACUUGGCUAAGGCGAGAUACAUUAUGGGACAGAGCUCUGUUAGCAAAGAGAGACUUCCAACAGAGAGCAGUCCAGAAUUCUCAGCUUUAACUGUUUGUGAGACUGUUGAAGAGGAUAACAUAAAACAAUUAAAGAUCAUUGAAAAUGAUGAUAAAAGUGUCGCAAAUCCUAUACAUUGGUUUGGUGUAUUGGUACCACAAAAUUUACAUAAAGCAAAAAAUAUAUUCCAAAAUGCAGUUAAUUUUGUUGUUGAAUGUGUCAAUAUCCAACUGCAAUUAACAGAGACUAUGAAAAAUAUUGAAAAUUUGAAUAAAUAUAAAAGUAGUCUAAUAAAAUCAACU